UUGUGUAUCUACAACUACAUAAUUAAUAGAGAUGUAUGAAGCUGGUGAGGCGCUUUACAACGCGAGGCACCGUGAAUACAAAAACAGAUUAUGGAGAUUGGAGACUUAACCUCUCUCUGCCCUGUAGCAAGGAAUUGGAGUGUUAGUGAGUCUGCCUUCUGCAGAUAUAGCAGUUCUUAAAAGCGAUCGUAAUGGCUACAACCGACACUAAGGAUGGCAGUUUCGCGAGCGAUAUGGGUGCUCUGUUAGAAUCCGGCGAGGGUGCGGACGUGACCCUGGUGGUCGGCACCUCGCAGCUGCCGGCCCACAGUUUCGUGUUAGCGGCGAGGAGCCCCGUCUUUGCUGCCACGUUCCGGAACGACACGAAAGAAGCCCGCAGUCGUCGAAUCGAGAUAACUGACGUGCGGGAAGCUGUGCUGAGGCAGCUGCUGCGUUUCGUGUACACCGACGAAGCUCCGCAGCUAGCGAGCAUGGCAGCCGAGCUGUUGGCCGCCUCUGACAAGUACGACCUGCCGUUGCUCAAAAAGAGGUGCGAGCAGCAGCUGGCGCAGGGCCUGAGUGUGGACAACGCUGCCGCCACUGCAGUCCUAGCUGUGCUGCACUCCUGUUCGCGGCUCGAGAGUGCAGCUGUGAACUUCAUAGCGAGCCAUCCCGAGGUGAUGAUCUCUGCCGGUUGGAUAAAUGUGCUGAGGAGCAAUGCAGAGGCCGCAGUACAAAUCUGCACUCUGGCGGCGGCGGCGGCGGUAGCACCAAACAUCAGGACUUCACCUGUGAACCAGACACAGUCCAUGGCAGCAAGGCUGACAGAGGCAGCUAAAUGUGGCAGAGUGGAUGAGCUGCAGAACCUGCUGGCCGAAGGUGCAACAGUUGAUGCGAGAGAUACCAGUGGGUUUACAGCCCUGCACCUGGCAGUGAUGAACGCUGGUAAAAAUAACUUGUUUGGGUUGAACACAGCCUCAGAUGUGGGACUGCGCACUGUCAAGUGUCUGCUGAAUGCGGGGGCAAAUGUCAAUGCGGAAGACUCGAACAAGCAGACACCUCUGCACAUGGCUGCUUAUCGAGGUGAUUUGAAGAUCCUGUGGGUGCUGCUAACAUCGCCAGUGCAGUUAAAUGCCCGCGAUCGUUGGGGGAAAACGCCACUCCACUGGGCUGCCACCAUCACAAAGAAAGAAGCGACGAGGAUGCUGCUGCUUGCUGGAGCAGAGAAGAAGGCGAUCGAUAGCGAAGGUUUUACCCCGGAAGAUAUGGCGAGUUCGUCCACUAAAAAAUUAUUCAGUGUGUAUUGAAUGUUGUGUAAAUAAGCUUUCUGCUUUUGUACCUCUUAAAUUUUGUGAAAAUGAGUAAUUUAAGUAUACUUUUCCAGUUGUAUCAAAGAAAACUUUGUAAUAAAAUAUUUUGCAGGAUUUCUACUCCAUUGACUGCCUUCCGGAGGGUAGCUGCUAUUAAUGUAGUGAUGAAAUUACAAUGAAAUGAAUACCCCUAGCUGCAUACAGGCGUCACUACAUGUCGACGGGGACAGUUGAAAAU
Messenger RNA from Schistocerca americana (American grasshopper), 1527 nucleotides. RefSeq names its product poly [ADP-ribose] polymerase tankyrase-2-like. Gene Ontology annotation, molecular function: ubiquitin protein ligase binding. Lineage: Eukaryota; Metazoa; Arthropoda; Insecta; Orthoptera; Acrididae. Bases 192 to 1286 code for a protein of 364 amino acids. The transcript is spliced from 3 exons. The record is from RefSeq and is a predicted model, not a curated record. Gene Ontology annotation, cellular component: nucleus; cytoplasm. Gene Ontology annotation, biological process: regulation of proteolysis; proteasome-mediated ubiquitin-dependent protein catabolic process.